Molecule: messenger RNA, 195 nt
Organism: Phytophthora nicotianae INRA-310
Lineage: Eukaryota; Oomycota; Peronosporomycetes; Peronosporales; Peronosporaceae
Exons: 1
Source: RefSeq, a predicted model, not a curated record
GCGGAUACGGUCGAGUUUUACAGCAAGUUGGCCAAAAGCCUUUCGUUUCGACGUGAGCGCUUUACAAGCUGGGGAAUAGAUCGUAUACCCGUUAGUACCCUCGAGAACCAACUCGCAGCUCACGGCUUUCAAGAGAAAUACAAGAUCAUUGUGACGAAGUACAUCAACUACUUGAAAACGGGAGUAAUUUCGUAA